UUUCCGCUGUUUCAGGGUAAUAUGGCGCUGCCGUCUGUGUGCGUGUCCCGAGCCUGGGCUCCGGGGGGUGACCUGUGGGGGGCAGAGGGGUCGGGGGAGGGGACUGGAGGGGCCGCGGCUCUGAGCAGUGGAUGGGCAGUACCCGCGGGACUGGAUCCGGUGGAGUUUGUAAAGCCGUACACAGAGGGCGAGUCUGGGGUCCAGAUCAGAUUACACCAUGGGACCACCACCAUGGCAUUCAAAUUCCAACAUGGAGUCAUCGUGGCCGUGGACUCCAGAGCCUCAGCGGGAUCCUAUAUAG
Callorhinchus milii (elephant shark) is the source of this 301-nucleotide messenger RNA. Its product is annotated as proteasome subunit beta type-8-like. The transcript is spliced from 2 exons. The record is from RefSeq and is a predicted model, not a curated record. NCBI's taxonomy places the organism in Eukaryota, Metazoa, Chordata, Chondrichthyes, Chimaeriformes, Callorhinchidae. Gene Ontology annotation, cellular component: proteasome core complex. The annotation marks the transcript as partial.